This is a messenger RNA of Mercenaria mercenaria, 2106 nucleotides long. RefSeq lists its product as uncharacterized. The transcript has 8 exons. Bases 57 to 1952 code for a protein of 631 amino acids. NCBI's taxonomy places the organism in Eukaryota, Metazoa, Mollusca, Bivalvia, Venerida, Veneridae. The record is from RefSeq and is a predicted model, not a curated record.
AGCGGGAUUUCCCAUCGAAUGACUUCAUACAUGGAAUUCCUUAUGAAAGUGAAAACAUGAAAUAUCGAGACGAGCGAGGAAGAUACCGCAAAUUUGGUGAGAAAAAGAGGAGAAAUGAAGUAUCCAAGCGAAUAAUUAAUGAGCAUAAUUACACAAAUACUGGGUUAUGUAACGGUAGUGACUGCACAGCUACAAAUUGCAGCAACUUUCACUUUGAACUUGGCGCUAGUGUUAGCCGUGAUGGCUGGAGGGAAGGCAGACGUUUGAUUGAACUUGACAUUUUGUUGAACAAUUUAAAGUACUGUCGCUCUUGUAAGUUAGGACCUGUGCCGUUGACAGCUUAUAACGUGGUUGGUGAGUUGCAAAAGGGGCUUGGUGGAUAUUUAUAUGUGGUUUGCCAGAAUCCUGACUGCAACUUCGUCAACAGAGUGGCAUAUGGCAAAGUACACCGGAUGAAAACAAAUGGAAUGCCAUGUUUUGAUGUCAAUACUAAACUUGGUACAGCUAUGAUUGACAGUUUGGGCGGCCCAGUCCGUGUCAACAAUUUAUUAUCCACUCUAAAUGUCAAGCCUAUAUGUAACAGGAAUCUGAAGAAAAUGGAGGAACGUGCAGGCGAGGCCAUAGAGGCACAUUCUGUGCAUUCUACAAACCAAGCUGCUCUCCAAGCAUUUGAGAAAGAAAUUGAAGACAUUGCACAUCAAGAAUCAUAUGAGGCCCGGAAAUCAAUGGAAGGGAUGUUAUUGGAUGAUCUUGGGGUUUGUCCACUACCAGAUGAAUCACCAAACCUUCGUCGACUGUUACAAGAUACAUCAGUUGUUGAGGGGGAUUCAGAUUGGACUGAUGUUGAGUCUGAUACUGAAGAAGGAAAUGAUGGUCCAGCUGACAACAUUCAGAGCUAUAGACCUGUUACAGACGAUCCCUUCAGAACUCCAGAAACAAAUGGCAUACCACAGUCUGUCAGAAAAAAGACAAAGAAACACCAUAUCCAAGAUACAGGCUCUUCAAGCAGAAGAUGUUUGGUUAAGAAAUUCCCUUGCAAGACCAGAAAGGGGAUGAGUUGUGCUGUCGAUACUGCUUGGCAAAAAAAAGGCUUUGAUAGUUUAACCUCACACACGUUCUUUAUGAGCAAGGCAAAGUAUGGAAAGAAAGUUGUGAAGUCUGUUAUAAGUCAUAGGACAUGUGGUACAUGUAACUGGUGGAGACGAAAUAAGCCCGGUCAGCCUGUUAGACCUCACAAGUGUGUACGAAAUCAUACUGGAAGUGCCCGUUUGAUGGAGAGUGUCAGUGGAGAGAGGGGGGUAGCAGAACUUGCAGCAGAAGGAACGCCAGUCGAGUACAUUGAAGGCGAUGGUGAUAACACCCUGAUAGCUAGAUUAAAAAACAACAUGAACAUAGACAUGAAAAAAAGGUACGAUAGAAAUCAUGUGGUAAAAAAUGUAGGCAAACGUUUAUAUGCCUUACACAAUCAAAAGGAUGUUAAGUUAAGUAAGACUGUUAUUAUUCAUAUAGAGAAAUGCUUGAAAUAUGCAUUUGCCAGAAAUCAGGGUGAUAGUGAGGCUUUACGUGAGAAUUUGAAGGCUCUAAUUCCCCACCAGUUUGGAGAUCAUUCAUUGUGCAAUGAGAGGUUUUGUGUAUUCAAACGAAAGCCUGGUGAAGUGUAUAUACACAAAAGUCUACCGUACAAAAGAUCACUGAAGGAUGACACUCUUCGUGAAAAACUUCAGCAAAUAUUUGACCCAUUGGUAGCAAAUGCACGGCAAUAUGCUGAUUUAGGAUCCAGUCAGCAGUGUGAGCAUGCCAACAAAGAAGUCAGCCUCCGAGCACCCAAAUCACACCACUAUGGACAUUCUAAAUCCCUUGACUACAGAGUGCAUGCCACAGCCUCUUAUAUUAAUGACGGUAGACACUAUAUACCAGAGUUGACUGCUGUUCGUUUACUGUUACACAGUUGAUCUUCGGUACUAGGCCACUUUGGUUGCAGUUCUACAGAUGUUAUGACCAAUAUGAACCUUGGAUUGUCACCUGGAAGUCAUACCAUAAAGUACGCAGAUAAAUGUCUCAAGCGACGUCUACAGAAGCAGCAACGCCAACAACAACUUCCAUUUA